AGCGGUAACGAGCGAAGGUGAAGGGAAGGGGGAAAGAAAGUAGUAUACAAUAGGAAGAACAAAACCAGGAACAAAGAGAAAACGCUCGAAACAGGUUAUUAAGGUGAGUACGGGGUCGGGAUGACGGCAACGGGAGCAAUGAUGGUCAUAUCAAGACUAACCGAGCCGAUAGUUAGAAUAUUAAAAAGGAAGCAGAUUGGGCGUUUAAGAGGCGAACGCGGUAAAGAUCCAGCUGAUCAACGGAGCCCUGGACCUUGGAUUUUAACAGCCAGCGCGUCCCUCGCCCUGGUUUUCGGCUUUGGGGGGAGGGAGGGGGGAAAAGCAAAAAGAAGGACUGGCGACGAAAGCAAUCAUUGUAGGCGGAGAAGGCCCAGACGAUCGACCAUGGGACUGGCCACUCUGGGUCCUCUGGAGAGGAAAAAUGGAGAUCGAGCUCCAUCGCCAUCGAAUGAGAUGGCGUCCCUGGGUCAGGACAGCACCUGCCUCAUGGAGCCGUGAGCCAGCAACAGUUUUUUCACAGGGGGAAGAUCGGCCGUGGAUCCCAAAUAGGAGAUUUUUGUUGGUUUAGGACUUCGGU
Messenger RNA from Aspergillus alliaceus, 577 nucleotides. RefSeq lists its product as uncharacterized. The record is from RefSeq and is a predicted model, not a curated record. The transcript has a single exon. Lineage: Eukaryota; Fungi; Ascomycota; Eurotiomycetes; Eurotiales; Aspergillaceae. The coding region runs from base 121 to 498 and encodes 125 amino acids.